GCGUGCGUGUGGUGCAACUAGAGGACGAGCAGCUCCAACGGCUCAGAGUCGAAACGUUCAGCCCCUACAUACCGCUGCCUGAGGACCACACGAAAAAAAAACAAGAGGGAGAAGAUUCAGAAGAACGAAGCUCAGCGUUGCUUUAUAAGUCGACGGUCUAGCAUUAACCAUGAAGUUACUGUGGGCUGUCAGUGCCCUUCUGCUCAGCUGUUGGCGAACCGAUGCGUCCACAGCGGGUUUUACCAAGUCUCCCCUGUCUCAGAUGAAGUUGAUCGAUGACAGUGCAGAGCUGCACUGCGAGGUAAUAGGGAACCCCAUCCCUGAGGUGCAGUGGUGGUUCGUAGAGGGUGAAGAGCCCAAUGAGACCUUCACCCAGCUGUUUGACGGAGCACGGAAUGACCGUGUACAAAUAAAUGCUACAUAUAUAGUACAUGCCACUAGCAUCAUUCACCUCACUAGCCUCACCCUCGACGACUCAGGCACAUAUGAGUGCCGUGCUUCCAACGACCCUGACCGCAAUGAACUGAAGAAGACGCCAAAAAUCAAGUGGAUCCGCUCGCAGGCAAACAUUAUUGUGAUUGAAACUCCAAACAUCGUUACCGAGCCUCAUGAGGUCAGCAACCAAACCUCUGCGGUGCUCAGCUGCAACUUGACCGACUCCAGCCUUCUCAUCAAGGGCUCCUACUGGACACUCAAUGGCAAUAUCCUUGAGGAUUCCGUAUCUGCUGAUGCCAGUCCAUUCACAGUUCACCGUUUGGAUAAGAUCACCCACAGUAAUAGUGGAACGUAUGAAUGUGUGUUCAAGACUGAGCCACAAGUGAAGCAGACAAUCGAAGUCAAAACACUCCCUCAUGUUGUUGCCUACAAGCACUCUGAGCAUGGAAAUGAGAAUGACAAAGGUGUGAUGGUCUGUGUGGGUCAUGGCCAUCCACUGCCCACUGACUGGGGCUGGUUCAAAGAGGAAGAUGGCAACCGCAAGCAAAUCCUCAAUGGCACUGGUGACAAAUAUGAGAUCAAGAGCACCCCCAACAAGACCACUCUGACCAUUAAUGAACUGAGCAUCCAGGACGACAUCGGGGACUACACCUGCCUCGGAACCAAUGAACUGGGCCCAGGCAGCGAUAAGAUCCACCUGCGUGUCCGCAGUCGCCUGGCUGCUCUCUGGCCCUUCCUCGGCAUCGUGGCUGAGGUCAUCAUCCUCGUGACCAUCAUCUUCAUCUACGAGAAGAGGAGAAAGCCUGAUGAAGUCAAUGACGAUGACGACUCAGGAUCUGCUCCUCUGAAGAGCAAUUCUACUGCAAACCACAAAGACAAGAAUGUUAGGCAAAGGAACUCUAACUAGAAGCUGAAAGAGAUAGACGUCCAGAUGUCAGUCCAGCAUUCAGCGGUUGUGUGGCACAUUAUACUGUGCACCCUGCAAUUUUAAGUACCUUUUUGUGCUUGGGUGUUAAUGUUUUAAGAAAAUGAUUUCCUCCUAUUUUUGGUUUCUUCUAUAUUCUUCUCCACAUUGUGCAGCCAGAGAACAUAGUGUGAAAUAAUUUCUGCUUGAGGCCGUGGGGCAAAUAUUGCAUGAGUUUAAAUGCCGUUCUAGCCAAGUGUGUGUUUGUUGUAAAAUCAUUAACGUUCACGUGAGGAAUGCUUAGUUUGUGGUUAUGUUCCGUCGAUGCAGAUGCUUCCUACAAUGACCUCACAGCUGUCAGUCUUUGCUUUUUAUUUUAUUCAGAUCUGGAAUGGUUACUUGUAAAGCAGCACAAGAUCUGUUUAGAGGAUCGGAAACGUUUUUGGAUCCGGAUACAUCACUGCCAUUCUUAUAGCAAAGACUGGUGUGCGUUUGAAUUCAUGUUUGGUCUGUCCCUACACAUCCACAAAACUCCCUUAGCAGAGUUCUAUACUUUGCCUUAAGAAGCACCAUUUCUCUUGUCUUUUUGCAUAGUGCUAACUGUUACAAGACUUCAAAGUGACAAUUAAAAUAAUGCAGAAAUGACUAGGGUUGGGCAUCAAGUCGCAACUCCAAAGGAAUCAUGAAGAAAGUUUAGUUUCUAUUCUGCUUAUUGAUUCCUGAACAGUUUUCACCUGUGCUAGUUCUUAAAUGAUAUACUGCAAACACUACCGUGUAUCUACUGCUGUCUGUCUGAACCAGUAAUGUCUCCUGUAUACUGGAAUACCCUAAAUUAUAUUAUUAAUUUAUUUCUCAUACAUUGAUGGAAAAAGUGAGAUUUUACUGAUGUGCUAACCCUAACCUGGCCUUUGAAUCGGAAUAAUGAAGAACCAAAAUCGAUAAGCAGAAUCGUUACAAGCGAUGCCCAACCCUAGAAAUGACCAAGAUAAAAGCUAGGUUUUCUUGCCAUAAAAAAUUAGUUUUGAGUAAGAAACUUUAUAUUUAAAUAGUACUUUAUUUCCUUUUCCUGUUCACAUAUUGUAAAUUAAGUUUUAGCCACCAAUGCUUGUGUUGCUGAUUUCACAUCUACAGUAAUCUCUUUAGGACCAAGUGCAAGAGAUGCAACUGUUGCUUCUGUUGAAUGCAACUUUUCUACAGCGCACUGAUGUUUAAAACUGCAGAUAAUCAUGGAUGUUUUAUUUUUAAAGUGAUCUGAAAUGUAUGCGCGAUUGUCUCUUUCUUCACUGUGUAGAUUAUACAGAAGCCAUACGUUCCAUUUAACCUGAAUAGUGUUGUGACUGGAUGUUACCAUUUCAGAAUUACACUGAUUAAGAGACCUAGUCAGAAUUGUGUAAGUAGUUGUACCAUCCAAGUACAUGGAAACACCACCUCUUGUACAACUUCCACAAGCUGAAUAAAGGUAUUGAAAUUUA
This is a messenger RNA of Amphiprion ocellaris (clown anemonefish), 2811 nucleotides long. RefSeq names its product basigin (gene bsg). The record is from RefSeq and is a predicted model, not a curated record. The transcript is spliced from 9 exons. Lineage: Eukaryota; Metazoa; Chordata; Actinopteri; Pomacentridae. The coding region runs from base 170 to 1342 and encodes 390 amino acids. Gene Ontology annotation, biological process: cell-cell adhesion. Gene Ontology annotation, cellular component: cell-cell junction. Gene Ontology annotation, molecular function: cell adhesion molecule binding.